UUCAGCAUCUGAGAGUGAAUAUGAUAGUGAGGGUUGGGGUGAACAGGAGACGAGUGCGUGACAUCAGGGCCCUGACAGUGGGCAUUCAAGUCAUACUGAUGGGCAGUCCCAGGAAAUGAGCCAGGAAGCAGAGUCGUUGUGGAAAGCAGGUGGUGGGGGACACGCUGUCAGAUGGAAGGCUGGAUCCUUUGGCUGGAUGUUCAGCGAGAUCAGAUGCUGUACGGAAUCGCUAGACUUCGUACGUAGUGCCAGCGGCAGACUUCUGACAGCCAGCAUGUCUUUCCUGAAGGCCAUAUGGAGGGGCCACUCCAAACACAAAAAAUUGAGUGAAGAAUGGGCUCUUGCAAGUAACAAGGACUGUGAAUCACAGCUUCUAACAGAUGGUGUCACAUUCAUGGUCAAAUAUUUGGGGAGUGUAUUAGUAGAAGCUCCUAGUAACGAUGAAGCUACUGCGGAAGCCAUAGACACUAUCAUGACUAUGGUCAAUGUAAGUGGAAAGAAACUACAGAGAGUAGAAUUGUCAGUGGACCUCCAUGGUAUAAAAGUCGUUGAUCUGGGCACGGAAGAUACACAUCUUGAGGUUUCUAUAUACAGGAUUUCUAAUUGCUCUGCUGAUGCUGCACAUGAUCGUGUUUUUGCUUUCAUUGCUAAAAACACCAAUGAGACAAUGGAGUGUCAUGCAUUUCUUUGUCAUAAAAGAAAAAUUGCACAAACAAUCACAUUAACAGUGGCACAAUCCUUCAAUACAGCCUAUGAAUUAUGGCAAAUAUCACAAGAGACCUCCUGUCUGAGGAAUCAAGAACUUAGGUCAUGUCAUGAAGUGAAGAAAAUAUCAAGUUCGCACAACAAAAUUAAAGACAGUAGUAGUAAUCUUCAGCACAUGAGUGAAAGUAAGACCUUAUUAAUUGAUCUGUCACCAGAAUCAGAGACAUUGACUGAAAAUGGAAACUCCUGGGUUUGCUUCGAUGAUGACAGGUCUGAGAACUUAAACUCUAACUUUACAAGAAUAACAAGUAGUCUGACACAAAAGCAGAACCCAGUUAUCAAUUCUCCACAGCACCAUCUGCACAUCCUUGCCAGCAGUAAUGGUCAAAGCAGUAAUGUGACUAGUGGAUGGGAAGACAAUCACUCCAGCAAUUUUCCCUGGUCUUAGCAGCAUCCAUCUCAGGUUGGCUCACUUUAUCCACCAAAUGAUGUCACAUU
This is a messenger RNA of Zootermopsis nevadensis, 1203 nucleotides long. The record is from RefSeq and is a predicted model, not a curated record. NCBI's taxonomy places the organism in Eukaryota, Metazoa, Arthropoda, Insecta, Blattodea, Termopsidae.